AUGAAUACUCCCAGAAACAUUGCAGCAGGUGUACAACCUUAUGAGGAUUUGGGCAAUACGAAAGGGAAAUCCUUUUUAACACUCAUCAUAUUUUUUGUGGGCAUUAUCAAUAUGAAUAUAAUGCUUUUAAGUGAAGUUAUCUUUGUUAUAAUGGCUGUGGUAAAUGGUAAUAAUUUCUUGGAGGCCACCAUGACCAUGUCCUAUAUUGGUUUUGUUUUAGUGGGAAAUUGUAAAAUGUUAUUUGUUUGGAAACAAAAAUCUGCCUUAACUAGAUUUGUUACGGGUUUGAAGAGAAUUUUUCCUGAAGACUUGGAACAACAGGAAUUAUAUCAGUUGCGCAAAUAUCUGAAGCAGUGUUCCAGAAUAACCAUGAGCUUUUCUUUACUUUAUAUGAUCUUAAUAUGGACUUAUAAUCUCUUUAGCAUUGUACAAUAUGCAAUUUAUGAUCGUUGGUUGAACAUUCAUCAGCUGGAGCAAACUUUGCCUUAUUUAAUGUAUAUACCCUGGGAUUGGCACAAUCAUUGGUCAUAUUAUGUGUUAUAUGCAGCUCAAGAUCUGGCAGGUUAUACCUCGGCAGCCGGACAAAUAGCUAGUGAUUUAUUUUUAGUUGCCUGUGCCACACAGCUGAUAAUGCACUUUGAUUAUCUUUCCAGUACAAUUGCUCACUAUCAGAGUAAAGUAGGUAAAAGAGGUCUAAGUAUUACACAAGCCCAAGAAUCAGAUAUGAAUUUCUUAAGGAAAAUGACCAAAUAUCAUGCCUAUUUAUUGGAUUUAUCCGAACAAAUCAAUAAUGUUUUCGGUUUGCCUUUGCUUUUAAACUUUAUCACUUCAUCUUUUGUCAUUUGUUUUGUGGGCUUUCAAAUUACUAUUGGCGCCUCUCCGGAAACUGUAGCCAAAUUGAUUUUAUUUUUAUUCUCCUCAGCCGCUCAAGUCUAUUUGAUUUGUCACUAUGGUCAACUACUAAUAGAUGUGAGUACGAAUGUAGCCCAUGCUGUUUACAAUCAAAAUUGGAUCCCAGCAGAUGUACGUUAUCAAAAGAUGUUGAUUCUAAUAGCAGAACGUGCUCAAAAACCGGUACAAUUAAAGGCCACAACAUUUGUUCAUGUCUCACGCGGCACCAUGUCGGAGAUCAUGCAAAUUUCGUAUAAAUUCUUUGCGGUUUUGAGGACCAUGACAACUGCGAACGCACGUACCAUGAAGUUAGCCACUUUCGAUGAUUUUAUGAAAUUAGCCAAUUUCUUUUACACCACCGUUGGCAUACAACCGUACAACAAAGAGGAUGCUUCUAAAGACAACUACAACAAGCUUAUGGCGACAGUGAUAUUUUACACGGGUGUUAUUAACAUGAAUUACGUGCUGUUUAGCGAAAUAUUAUAUGUAAUAAUGGCUUUGGUGAAAGGUGAAAAUUUUGUAGAGGCCACCAUGACUAUGUCCUAUAUUGGUUUUGUGUUAGUGGGAAGUUUUAAGAUGUUCUUUGUGUAUAAGAGUAAAAAUGAUUUAACUAAAUUCGUCAAUGGUUUGCAGCAGAUAUUUCCCAACACACCAGAACUGCAGGCAGAGUACAAUAUGCCGUAUUAUUUAAAACAAUGCUCUCGCAUAACUUUGAGUUUCUCCGGUCUUUACAUGAUUCUAAUAUGGACAUAUAAUCUUUUUAGUGUAAUACAAUAUUUGAUAUAUGAAUUAUGGUUGAAUAUACGUGAAGUGGGACAAACAUUACCAUACUAUAUGUAUAUACCCUGGGAUUGGAAUAAUCAUUGGUCAUAUUAUUUGUUGUAUGCCUCACAAGAUUUUGCAGGAUAUACCUCGGCAGCUGGACAAAUAUCGGGUGAUUUAAUGCUUACAGCCUUUGCUACACAACUUAUUAUGCAUUAUGAUUAUACAUCUUACAAAAUUGCCAGCUAUGAAGUAAAGCGUAGUUUAAAGGGUAUAAAUGAGGAUAAGGGUUAUGCUCAGGAUAUGGAAUUCUUAAGGAAAAUGAUACAAUAUCAUACAAAUCUAUUGGAUUUAUCUGAUCAAUUAAAUAAUGUCUUUGGCAAACCUUUACUUUUGAACUUUGCCACCUCUUCGUUUGUCAUUUGUUUUGUGGGUUUUCAAGUAACCGUUGGCGCUACACCGGAUACUAUAUUGAAAUUACUAUUAUUUCUAUUUUCCUCUAUAGCUCAGGUCUAUUUGAUUUGUCAUUAUGGUCAAAAUUUAAUAGAUUCGAGCACCAAUAUAGCUCAAGCUGUCUACAAUCAAAAUUGGAUUGCUGCCGAUAUACGUUAUCAGAAAAUGUUAAUAUUAAUAGCAGAACGUGCUCAAAAACCCGCCAUUCUAAAGGCAACCUCAUUUGUUUUGGUUUCUAGAGGCACCAUGACAGAGGUUAGAUCAUCCAAUUUUUUCUAUACCACCACUGGUAUGGUUUUCGUAAAAACGGAAAAGCUUACCUUGGCAAAAACUCUAUUAGCUUCGUUUAUCUUUUACGCAAGUGUUAUAAAUAUGAAUUAUGUUUUAAGUCUCGAAGUAGUUUAUGUCAUUUUAGCCAUCGUAAAUAAAACUAACUUUCUAGAAGCCACCAUGACUCUAUCGUAUAUUGGUUUUGUGGUAGUGGGCAAUUUUAAAAUGUUAUUUGUUUGGCGCAAGAAAGCAGAAUUAACCAAAUUAUUAAAUAACUUAAAGUACAUAUUCCCUGAAAAACCUCCACAGCAGAAGCAAUACAAUCUACACUACUAUUUGUCACAGUGUACACGCAUUACUAUAGCAUUUUCGCUCAUCUAUAUGAUUGCCAUUUGGACUUAUAAUCUCUUUACGGUUACACAAUUUCUUAUCUAUGAAAAAUGGUUGAAAAUACGUCAAAUUGAAAAGAUUUUACCAUAUUUAAUGUAUACACCUUGGGAUUGGUCAGAUCAUUGGUCUUAUUAUGUCCUGUAUGUAUCACAAGAUUUUGCUGGUUAUACUUCGGCUGCCGGACAAAUAUCGGGAGAUUUAUUAUUAAGUAGCUGUGUCACACAAAUGAUAAUGCAUUAUGAUUUUUUAACCAAAGCUAUAGAGGAGUAUAAACCCAAGUUAUUGGAUAAAGGAGUAACGAAAGCAACAGGUUUUAGACAAGAUAUGGAAUUUUUGAUUAAUAUGAUACAAUAUCAUUCCUAUUUGUUGGACCUUUCCUAUCAAAUGAACAAUAUUUUCGGUUUACCCAUUUUACUUAAUUUUAUCGCUUCAUCAUUUGUGAUUUGUUUUCUGGGCUUUCAAAUGACUACUGGUGCCACGCCAGAGACUUUGUUGAAACUAAGCUUAUUUUUAGCCAUUUCUAUAGCUCAAAUUUAUCUAAUAUGCUAUUAUGGUCAAGAGCUAAUUGAUUCGAGUGUCAAAGUAGCCAAAGCUGUUUAUAAUCAGAAUUGGCCCACUGCUGAUGUACGUUAUCAGAAAAUGUUAGUUUUAAUUACGGCACGUGCUCAAAAACCUGCCCAGCUGAAGGCAACCGAUAUGGUCUUAAUAUCAAGAGAAACAAUGACACAGCUUAUCCAGAUAUCCUACAAAUUUUUCACCCUACUAAGGACUAUGUAUGUGAAAAAAUAA
Molecule: messenger RNA, 3555 nt
Organism: Lucilia cuprina (Australian sheep blowfly)
Lineage: Eukaryota; Metazoa; Arthropoda; Insecta; Diptera; Calliphoridae
Exons: 13
Coding region: 1-3555 (1184 amino acids)
Biological process (GO): detection of chemical stimulus involved in sensory perception of smell; sensory perception of smell
Cellular component (GO): plasma membrane
Molecular function (GO): odorant binding; olfactory receptor activity
Source: RefSeq, a predicted model, not a curated record